Astyanax mexicanus (Mexican tetra) is the source of this 7955-nucleotide messenger RNA. It is a transcript of the gene gigyf1b, whose product is annotated as GRB10 interacting GYF protein 1b. Gene Ontology annotation, molecular function: protein binding. Gene Ontology annotation, biological process: insulin-like growth factor receptor signaling pathway. The transcript has 27 exons. Bases 860 to 3874 code for a protein of 1004 amino acids. Lineage: Eukaryota; Metazoa; Chordata; Actinopteri; Characiformes; Acestrorhamphidae. The record is from RefSeq and is a predicted model, not a curated record.
UUGAACAGCCAUUUUUGUAAAACACAAACAACAAGAGGAGCGAAGAGAGAGAAAGUCACGGAGAGCGAUUUGGGAAAACAAACAGAUAAACUAACAAUCAGAUAGUUUAGUGUCGGUCGUGCAAAAGACCCGUGCAGAGCUCAGAGACUUACCAGUCGCGUUCGUUCUUUACCCCGAGACUCGUGCACGCGCACGGAGAGCAGUCUUAAAGCGCGGAGGCUCGAGCUGGGGGAGAUUUAGCGAGCUGGCUAGCUAGCCUGCUGAUGCUAGCUAGCUAGCAGGCAAAUAUUUUUAUGCGAGAAUUACAGAAGAAAAACAGGAGUUAAUAAAAGAAUCACAGUUUCGUGAUAUUGUCAUUAUCAUGGGCAAUAGAUUGUGGUCUUAUCGUAUCGUGAGAUGCCCUGUGACAAAUGCUUCAGGUGUUUGGGAAAGAAUUGUGAGCAAACAAGAAUUGGGGAGUGAAAACGAGAGAGAGAGAGACAGUGGGAGAGAGAGAGAAAAGAGCACCCAGCAAUAGUAGAACAUAAAACACAACAUAGCUCCCCGAAAACACUGAUAUUAAUGCUGCCAUAGUGUACUUGCAACGUCUAUUUUGCUUAUUAAAAAAAAAAAAACUGUACUGAAGCAGUUUGGGUGGUGUGCCCUUUUUCAGAGCGCUUACAUUCAUAUUCCUCCAUAUUUGUCUGCAAUUCCCUUGUUUCUGGCAGCUGUUAAUCCACACUUACAGAGCUCUAAGUAACCAAACCCACCUCAGCUUGCAGAUACAGCACCACUUCACCUGCUCCACUCUUCAGCUUGCUCCUGUUCAGUCCUAAUCUUUGGACAAGAGAUUUUUUUGAGCCCAGAGGACAAGGAGAAUAUGACUGCUGAGACGCUUAACUUCGGUCCAGAAUGGCUCCGUGCACUAUCCAGAGGAGGGAGCAUCACAUCCUCUCCUCCUUCUCCAGCAAUGCCAAAGUCCAAGCUGGCCGAGUACCGCUAUGGCCGCGAGGAGAUGUUAGCACUUUAUAUCAAAGAUAACAAGGUCCCAGAGGAUAUGCAGGAUAAGGAGUUUGCUGCUAUCCUGCAGGAAGAGCCUCAGCAGCCCCUGGCCUUAGUGCCACUGACUGAAGAGGAGCAGAGGAACUUCUCAAUGUCUGUUAACAGUGUGGUUGUGCUGAGGCUAAUGGGUAAAGGAGGCGGGGCUCCUCCGGCAGGUGUGUCCCGAGGUCGAGGGAGCACCCGAGGAGGACGAGGGAGAGGAAGAGGUGAAGGAGGAUUCUACCAAAGAGGUGUAGAAGAGGAGCUUGGUUUUGGCCGUGGCCGAGAGGUGCACCGUAGUCAAAGCUGGGACGACAGAGGUGAGCGGCGAUUUGAAAAGCCCAUACGACGCGAGGCAGGACGGGGAGGGUUUGAGGACGCAGGGACCAGCAGGAAGGAUUACACUCGUUCUGACAGCGAUAACUGGCGAACACUCCGUGAAGAGCAAGAAGAGGACGGGGGAGAGCUGGGCGGAAGCUGGAGGAUAGCAGGCUCCCGUCGCGAUGAUGGGGGCCCUCGCUCUGCUGGGUGGAGAGACCACGUAAUUGGAGAAGGCCGGAGAAGAAAGUUUGACUUUGACUUCCGGGAUGGAGAUGUCAGCCGGCGGAGGAGUGGAAGCGAGGGAGGAGAAGACGACAGAGACGGGCUGCCAGAGUGGUGUACUGAUGAAGAAGAGGGAGAGAUGGGCACCUUUGACUCCACAGGGGCUUUUAUGUGUGUUAAGAAGACAUCAAGAGAUGUGAUCCCAGAGGACCAAGAGCUGGAGUUUGAGGCUCUAGAGGAGGAAGAAGAGGCUGGACAAGAGAGAAAGGACAGCACUUCUGAAAAAGCAGAGGAUGCUGAAAAUUGUGGAGUGUUGGAGGGAGAUGUUAAGGCUUCUUCUCCUGCUGCCUCUGUUCCUGCUCCCACUCACCUCUUCGAGCAGGAGACCCCCUUGCCUUCUGUUACACUCCCCUUAAAGCCCAGCCUUCAGCCUAGUGAAGUUCCAGCUCCAGUAGGGGGCAGCACCCAACCCAGUAAGAAUUCCUCAGUUUCUGUGGCUUCCUCUCCCCCCACUGCUGUUUCGGAGCAUCCAACACCAGGAGGAGAUGCAGAGGAGGAGGAUGGCAUGAAGCACCUUCAGCAGGAAGCAGAGAAGAUGGUCGCUUCUCUUCAGGAUACUUCUCUGGAAGAGGAGUGUUUCACACAAGCACUUCAAGAAAGCCACAGUGCUGCCGCUCACAACCACACGCAUUCUGCUGCGCACACACACCCGCACCCCACCACACAUCCUUUCUCUCACUCCUCCAGCGCCUUGGCGCUGACUCAUGAGUCAGCAAUGAAGUGGUUCUACAAAGACCCUCAAGGAGAGAUCCAAGGUCCAUUUAGUCCAGUGGAGAUGUGUGAGUGGUUCCAGGCAGGCUAUUUCACUAUGACCCUACUGGUGAAAAGGGGCUGUGAUGAGGGAUUUCAGCCUCUGGGAGACGUUAUUAAGAUGUGGGGACGUGUGCCUUUCUCUCCAGGACCUUCGCCCCCUCCCCUGCUGGGCAACAUGGACCAGGAGUUCCUGAAGAAGCAGUUAGAGCAGGCAGCCACAGCUGCUCUAUACCAGCAGCUUCAUUCAAGAUUCCAACACCAUAACCGGGAGUCUGGGAUGAUGCCUCCGAUGAACCGGUCCGUGUCAGUGCCAGAAGCAGGGCCCAUGUGGGACAUGCAUACCUCAUCCACACAGCCACCAGGCAGCGAUUCUGGUCUGUGGGACUUAACCAUGAGUAACUCACCUCAGGGUCCAACUAUUGAGCAGCUGCAGAAACUCCAGCAGGAGAGGCGUGAAGCUGAACUCAGGGCGAAGAGAGAAGAAGAGGAGAGGAAGCGUCGAGAGGAAAAGAGGAGGCAGCAGGAAGAGCAGAAGAGGAGGGAGGAGGAGGAGCUAUACAGGAGAAAACAGCAGUGUCGUCAGCAGCAGGAGCUCAUUAUGAAGCUGCUCCAGCAGAGCCAGCAGCAGUCUGCACAGGGAGGCUCCAGCUGGAGUUCAUCCCAGUCCGGACCUCUUUCUCUCGGCAAAGCCCAGGGGAAGAACUUAGGUCUGCUGGAGCUUGAGGCUGAGAGACUGCACAAACAGCAGCAGCAGAGAGCCCAACAACAGCAGAGGCUGGCAAUGAGUCAGUGGGGUGAUAGCUCUGUGGGCAUGUGGACGGGAUCAGGUUUGGAGGGAAAGGUCGGCAGUUCCAGUGUGGGUGGUAUGAGCAUGUGGGACGAGGCUGUGAAGAACCAGAGCAAUCACCGAAACAUGGGCUUGAAGACCAGCCUCAGCAGCCCCUCCCUCAGUGAUCAGUACAUGCUAAAUCGCCGGAAGCGUACUGAGGAUGAGGAUCGGCUGCUGAAGCUGUUGCAGGGAAUGAAGCCUCAGGAUGGCUUUACCACAUGGUGUGAACAAAUGCUACACGCUCUCAACGCCUCCGCCAACAACUCCUCCUCUCCGGAUGUGGCCACUAUUGUGACAUUCCUGAAGGAGGUGGAGUCGCCUUAUGAGGUUCAUGACUUCAUCCGCUCAUAUCUGGGUGACACCGUUGAAGCCAAAGAGUUCGCCAAGCAGUUCUUGGAGCGCCGUGCCAAGCAGAAAGCUAACCACCAGAGACAGCAGCAGCAGUUGUCUAAGGAGGUUGCUGGGCUGAAUAUGAACUUCCCAUUACAGUCCAUGUUCCAGGCAGCACAUGUGAAUAAAAGUAGCAGCAUGUAUGACAGUCAGGGGGGGAAGAUGAAGAAGAAGCCCAGCAUGAUGCUUCACUCUGAUCCCAGCAUUCUCGGCUAUUCGUUCCUGGGCUCCGGAGAACGAAUGAUGCUGGGUGAGCUGGAGACAGUGGAGGAUUACUGAUCCAGCUGAAACAAAACUACUUGAGUCUACCUGAGGCCUUAACCUGGAGCAAACUAGCAGAUGAAUGUGCACUGUUCAGUGAGAGAGAGAGGCGAGCUACACACGUCUAACUCUCACUUCUCUCUCUCUCUCUCUCUCUCUCUCUCUCACUGUCUCCCUCAUUCUUUUCUCUGCCUUUCAAAAUCUCCUGCUCCGACACCCACAGGAGGGGGAGAGGCAUAGAUAGAGGAGUAGAGGGAAAGUGUGUCUGUGUGUGUGUUUGUGUGUCUGUAUUUACACCUCUUUCAGUAAGCACCUUAACUAAGCUAUUGCACUUUAUUACCAGUUUCAAUAUUUGAAAUGGAGUUGUUUUUUAUAACAAUGCAAAACAUGUGAAUAUAUUGUUGCAUAUAUUAUGUGUAGAAUAUUUGUAAACAAACAAACGAGUGCUCAUGAAUUCGUCUGGAAGGUUCGGAAUGGAGCAUAUGGUGGGAUUUUUUUCCCCACUUAAGGGGGGGUGAAUCCUCUCUUGAAAGAUAAACACUGUUGUAUUUUUUUUUGUUUUGUUUUUUUUUCUAAUGAAAGGUAAAGCUAUAAAAAUCUGAAUUUAAAAACUUGAAGAUUUGCACUUGUUUAAAUGAAAAACAAAAAAAAAUGCAAAAAAAAAAGUUUAGAUUAGGUUAUAGAGUUUUUUAUUUUAUUUUUUUGUAAGCAUGAUUGUAACUGAGUGUCAGAGUGUGAGUGUGUGUGUGUGUGUGUGUGUGUAAUGUGAAGAAAAGUCUGCACAAAGUUUAUUACUGACAUGUGUAAAAGAAAUGCCAUGUUUUUAUUUUGUUCAAUGAAAAUUUUGUACUUCAUCAAACAUGUAAAAAAAACAAACAAAAAAAAAAGAACUAAAGUGUGUGUGCAGGCAUGCGCCCGUGUGUAUGAGUGAGGGAGAUUGUAAUAUCUCACUUGUAAAUAGGUUCUUAAAGAGACAGAUUGGACAGUAAAACAUUUGUGUACCAGCAUUACCAAGCCAAGUGUUCGAAUUGUACACAGUCGCAGUUCCACACUCGGCCUGCUGGAGGGCAGCGCUUCGCUUAGUCAGUCUGUGGUGCUGUAUUUGCCUCUAUUUUUUCAGUGGGCCCGUGGGAGCAUGUGGGAUAGUGUAGCCUAAAUGUUUUAUGAACACCAUAAAACUGUGUAACUGCAUUAUUACCCUUGUUUUCUCACCCUCAACUCGGCGCAUUCUCGGUCCCAAGGACGGGAUGUGGACUUAUUGCCUUUUGUGCUGUGUGUGUGUGUGCGCGAGAGAGUUUGUUUGAGACAGUGUGUAUGGCUGGUGUUCAGUCAGUCCCCAUAAUGCUGUGAUCUGUGUGAGUGUGUGCACGAGUGACUCGUGUUGCUUUCAUUUUUUCAUUGCUGUUAAAAAUGUUAUUUUUAUAUCGUUGUUGCAAACAAAGUAUUUCAACUCGUAUGAUUUGGAGCACUUUUGAGGCUGCUACCUUAUUGUAUUUUUUUUUGUUUGUUUUUAACUAUGUUUUUAUUAAGUUGUUUCCAUAGUUUUGCCUCUUUGGGAAGUAUAUUACAAAUGAAUGUAUUCCUAAACAAAGCAAAAUGUAUAACGAAGCAUCAAAAAACAAGGCAGCGCUCGACUUUGUCUUGCGAGGUGCUGAAAUUGCUAGUGUGUAAAAAUGCUCUUCAAUCAGAAGAGCAAAAUGUGGAGUGGCACAUCCUGCUGCUGUUUCCAGAAAUUUCUCCAGCGGUAGGAGCAGCAGAGUGCUUUAGUCUCAUCUAAAACUUGUGGAGGGUCAACAGCCUGGCCAAUUGGAGCCAAGGACCUGCGUGGUGUAGCAUUACUAUAAUUGUGAUUUAUUUUAUUGUUUUUGUUUUCUUAAAGAAGUUAGGAAUUGUUGAAUUCUUUUUACCUUCCUAACUGUUUUAUGUGAUUUUGUUACUUUUUUAUGUUAAUGCCCCCAUUUUGUGAAAAAGAAAUGAAGGAUUGGUUUCUUUUUUCUUUUGUACAAUUUCUCACAUUAGUUCAAUUUGAUUAGUUUUUUUUUUUUUUUGGUUCACCCCAGUUGUUCACACCAGAAAAAAACAGAGAAAGGCUUCUAAAGAUGGGGGCCAAGGAGAUUAUUGGUACUUGAUCUUGAAGAAACAAUUCAUGCUUUAAUAGUAUUUUUCUCUUCGAUCUCACUUGUGGAUUAUAUUUUUGCAAAAUGAAACAUUUAGGAAGAUUUUACAGCGCAUGACUAAGAAGACCCAGUGAGAGAACUGAGGGGAGGGGUGGGGGGGGGACUAACAGCGGAUUAAGCUGACUGCUCCUCAGGAGGUCACAGUGAGGCCGUAGGCCGUAUCGCGCCCUCCUGAAAGCUCCACUUGUGGUUGGAGCUGGACUUGAGUACUCUUUGUCAAAUGAAGGAAAGUCCUACACCAUUCCAGGCAAUGGUUGGUUGAAUGUUUGACAAAAAACCCUUUAUACUAGACAAUUAUUUUGAAAUUGCAUUUCAGAGUUUUAGUGUUUGGAAGAACUGGUCAUCGAGUUUGUCCGGAAACCCAGAGCAAACUGCAUUUUGGAUUCGGGUGAAAGAUUCGAUUAAGGACCUUUAACCAUUCCACACUUGUUCUCGUGGACUAAAUCCCAGAGACUGCUGUCGCCAGCUGUGUUCUUCACUGAGGACAAAGAUUCCCACGGUGACGUGAUUUACAGUCGUGAUGCAGUCGAUGUGGAUCAUAAACCCUGCAGGAACUGAGCAGAAAGGGCAGCUCUUUUGUGGGCGUGACCAAAUGCCAGGAUUUAGCUGCAGGCCCAAAACCUACAUCAUUCUCCACCUGGCCUGAGCUACAGCCUUGACUGGAACUCUCUCUUAUAUAUAUACACACACACACUCACUCUCUCUCUCUCUUUUUUUUCCUCUCUCUUUUUUUCUCGCUCUCUCUCUGUCUUGCGCUCUCUCUACCUACUAUAUGGACAAAAGUAUUAGGACCUCUUAAUCAUGGAAUGUAAGUACUUCCUUCUUCCCCUCAGAUGUUUAAAAUCCAGCACCUAACAUUAAAAAAUAAUGUUCUGAGUGACUGUCAAAACUGAGUGGUAGUAUUGAAGAGUGAAAGCGUUUAGGAACCACAGGAAUUUAAAAUGUAGUAAAUUUACAGAGCCGAGUUGCCGGAGUCCUAAGGAGCAUAGUGUAUAAAAACUCUCCAACACUCCAGCGCCCUAUUAAUCCCAGUUGAUGUAGAAGGGGAGCUGUAUUGAUCAUGUAGGUAUCAAUACUUUUGUCUUUUUAGUGUAUCUGUACUUUAUCACACUGUCUUCUUCCCUUUAUUCUCUCACCACAUUUCUUUUCCUCUCUUGUUCGUUAGACCAGUGGUUCUUUAAUCAGUCAUUAGAGACUUUCAGAGACAGGAAAGAAGUGUGGACCACCUCAGGAGUUCCUGAAGACUGGUUUUGAGAAUCAAUACAUUUAGACCACUGUUUUUCAACCCUUUCCUAGUGUGUGUGUUUUUGGAGAAGCUGCAUAUGCACAAGUGUAUGGAGUAUGGUGGCCCUGGAUGCCGUGUAAAUAUUGUAAAUUAAUGGUGUUCUUUAGUUUGAUUAACCUCAGUCUUGUUUUUCUUUCUUUCUUUUUUUCUUUCGGUUUGUUUUUCAUGCCUUAACUGUACAGAGUAAAACUACAGGGGACAGUUUAAGCUGUACCCACUAACACAUACUUGUUAGAUAAACAAAACAACCCAUCCAGGUUUUGUUCUGUGUACCAACCUCCAGCAUUUGUGCACCACUCAGUAAUGUGUAUAGCCAAUUCUGGAGCUGGAAGACAUGCAUUUAAACAAUACUCUGUUUACUGUUCCUCUGUUUAGCAUUUAAGUGAAAACGGCAGCAGUUUUCCAACUUAUGGACUGUAAUAAUACCAAGUUUGCAAGAGUAAUUUUACCGUUCUAAUAAUAAAGACAGAGUAGACCUCCCUCUUUAAGAGCCAGCUGAUGAGUGGACUAGUGAAAAUAAGUCUGCUGGAGGGAAGGUAACCCAGCAAUGAAUAGGGGAAUAGUUGUAUUUUUAUUUUGUCAAUUUUCUUUGAACAGAUGAAACUAUGUUAAACUGAUAAUAAAGUUUUUAAAUGUU